This is a messenger RNA of Loa loa (African eye worm), 405 nucleotides long. RefSeq lists its product as hypothetical. The transcript has 2 exons. The record is from RefSeq and is a predicted model, not a curated record. NCBI's taxonomy places the organism in Eukaryota, Metazoa, Nematoda, Chromadorea, Rhabditida, Onchocercidae. Bases 1 to 405 code for a protein of 134 amino acids.
AUGGAUACGUUGAAUACGACGGUGAUCGGUGCUCAUGCCACAUUGUCGUUAAGUUCGUAUCACCGAUGGAAUGCACUCAAUCCGUCCUUGAUUUCAGAAAAUGAUGAUGACAACAAUGAGGCAUGUGGUCCAGUGAAGAUCGAGCACACAUUUGAGAGCGAUGAUCAGGCCUACUUCUCUAAUAACUCUGCUGGUACCACUUCUGCUCAACAACUACAACGUCGUCAACCAUCGACAUCAACAACAACAGUGAUCCCAACAAUACCAUUAGCAUCUUGCGCCACUGCUGCAGCGUCCCUAUCAUCUGCAUUCAGUAAACGGCUAGUAUCAUCAAACAGAAAUGUGAGCUUUCGAAAAAAUUUUGUAACAAUUAUAAUCUGCAUAAAUGGUCUUUACUAUCUAUAG